Molecule: messenger RNA, 1281 nt
Organism: Vitis vinifera (wine grape)
Lineage: Eukaryota; Viridiplantae; Streptophyta; Magnoliopsida; Vitales; Vitaceae
Exons: 3
Coding region: 1-1281 (426 amino acids)
Source: RefSeq, a predicted model, not a curated record
AUGUCAGAUGAGUUAGCUUCCACACUUGCUUCUAUUCAGGAGUUCAUGGCAGGGGUUAGUAGACGUUUGGAUCAGAUAGAGAGUUCUCGCCAGGAUCAUCAUCCAGUCGGCAUCAGCACUAACGAUACAGUUCCCCAUGUACCCCAGACAGCGCAGGUUUUUCCACCUGGGACUUCACAUGGCGUUCCAUUCCAUUUAUCAGAUCAUUGUGAGACUGCUCCACCACCUGCUGUCAUAGUGUCACCUCCCAUGGUUCCUACUAUUAAGGAUACUCGAUUAGCCGAGCAGGAGGCCAACGUUGAGAAGCUUAAGUCCAUGAUGAGACAGAUCAGAUUGCAGGAUGGAGGUUUGACUUGGGAUGACAGAGAUGGCAUACCGGCGGCUAGUUUACCCGCCAAGUUUCGCAUGCUAGACAUUGAGCGUUACAGUGGGAUUGGUUGUCCCAAGAUCCACUUGAGACUAUACAACACAGUCAUGAGAGCACAUGGUAUAGAUGAUAUGCAGUUGGUGGCCCUCUUCCCUAUGUCACUUAGUGGAGCAGCUCAGAGCGCUGACAUUGAUGUAUCUAGACGAGAGUUGGAGGCCACCAGACAGAGGCCAGAUGAGUCUAUUUCUUCCUUUGUCACUCGUUGGAGGGCAAAUGUGGCUGGUUUGAUAGACCGGCUUAAGGAGCAGAAUCAGAUCGAUAUGGUUCUUCGAAACUUACAGCCGAGGUUCGCUAGGCAUCUUAUGGGCAUCCCAUUUCAGGAUCUUAGGAGUCUAGUUCAUGCAGCUUUUAGUGUUGAGGAGGCUAUUGCUCAAGGAUUAUGGACAAAUACUACUACUUCCCCUGACAGUAAGGGGAAGAAGCCGAGUGAAUCAUCUACCAGAUUUGGAGAGGAGCCUUACAUUGCUCAGACCAGCAUGCAGCCACGACCACCACAUCCGAGAGCCGCUACUUACCCGCCAUCUAGACCAUAUGCACAGAGGCCUGUGAGACAGUUUACUCCAUUGGGUAUGACUUUGACUAGAGCUUUUGAGAAGCUCAGAGGCGCGGGAUUGAUUGUUCAUUUGGCACCACGCCCUUUGCCACAUUCUAUUCCUCAUCAUUUUCGCUCACAGGAUCACUGCUUAUAUCAUCAGAUUCAGGGGCAUGAUACUGAGCGUUGUUCGGCGCUCUAUCAUGCGGUACAUGACUUGAUUGAUUCAGGGUUGGUUGACUUGGCUGGGCCAAGUGUGACCACCAAUCCUCUGCCUGCACAUUCUACACAUGCAAUUCCUCCUCCUCCUGGUCUUCAGUAG